AUGCCCAACGCAUCACGGAAAAGACGGCGCCGACAGCAAACAGGCAACCAGACAGGCGGGCCCGUGGCUUCGUCAUCAUCAUCAUCACCACCACCACCGCUAUCAGCCGCAGCAACACCAGCACCGCCACGGGCGAUUCCGGGGUUUGUGUACGACGCAGAGAAGAAGCGGUACUUUCCUAUCACUAGCAGAGCAGCAAAUGCAGUUGAGCAACGUGCUGAGCAGCGUGAAAAACAGCGGGUGGAGCGUAUCGCCCGAAAGCAACAGCAAGAAAAGAAGCGGCAUAGCAGUAUGUCGCAGUGGUCACGACCCGCUAUACUACGGCACCGAGCAGCGUUAGCGGUGCCAGCAACAGCUGCCAACUGCUGGCUGCGGUUCGCAGGCAUGCAGGCAACCCGGCAGGUCAGACACCACAACCAGCGGUCUCCGAUCACCGCUCUGUUUGCGUCAACGGUGCCGAAUGGCAGUACGAUACUGUAUGUGGGCAGGCGCAACGGUGCAGUGACACCCAUGGGGCUGACAGCAGAAGGCGAGGUGGACAGCGCCUUUAGAGACAUGGUGCUCAAUGGUCCAGUCACCAGUAUCCAGGAGCUGCGGCCCAGCGCGUUGCUGCUCGCAGCCAUGGGAAACUCGAACUCGGCUGGCGGGCUCACCGUCUACAACACCAACACUGCAGACGCUGCCGAGCACCUUCCCCUCUCGCACACGUACCCCGAUGCCUCUGUGUUUUGUGCAAGCAGGCUCACCGACGCAGCCUCUAAUCGUGUAGCCGUUGGUCUCACCGAAAAGGCAGUCGUCAGCACGGUCUCCAGCACGCGGAUUCACGAUAUCUUCGAUGCCACCACAGGCUCGGAUAUCCUAAGCACAUGUUUUCUUGAUAACAAGUCUCUGUUUGCGUGCGGCGGGCGCGAUGGGCGGAUCCGGCUUUUCGACCUACGGCUUAACGCCAAGAAGCAGAGCCGCACGCGUGGACUGCUCUCCUCAGACGACGUUCGGCACGCAUCGUGCGUCUAUGCAGUCAGCUUCUGUCAGGAUCUGCUGGUAACUGCUGGCACCGACAACGCGGUCCGGCUCUGGGAUAUCCGGAUGCCAAAGGCAUGGGACGAGAGCAUGAUGUACAGCCAGCAGCGCCAGUCGGUGCUGGCCGUGCACCAGCGGCCCACUGUGCAGAAUGUGGGUACCAUAUCGUGCCAAACGCGUGCAGCGGUGGGGCUGGGCCUAUGGGCACACAACGAUGUCAUUGCGGCCGCCAGUGUGGACAACAUAGUCCAGCUAUGGCGGCUGCCAGGCGCCGAGCCGCUGUGUUCGUUUUCACUGCCUGCUGCUGGCGGUCCCUGCACAGCAAUCCAUGUAGGGUUUUCCCAGUGGUCUGUGCCGACCACAUUUGCGGCCCAGGGCGACAACGUGUUCGUUUUUUCGCACCGGCCAGCGUGA
This is a messenger RNA of Linderina pennispora, 1434 nucleotides long. RefSeq names its product WD40 repeat-like protein. Lineage: Eukaryota; Fungi; Kickxellomycota; Kickxellomycetes; Kickxellales; Kickxellaceae. Gene Ontology annotation, cellular component: Cul4-RING E3 ubiquitin ligase complex. The record is from RefSeq and is a predicted model, not a curated record. The transcript has a single exon. The coding region runs from base 1 to 1434 and encodes 477 amino acids. Gene Ontology annotation, molecular function: protein binding.